Messenger RNA from Erigeron canadensis, 6521 nucleotides. RefSeq names its product separase. Lineage: Eukaryota; Viridiplantae; Streptophyta; Magnoliopsida; Asterales; Asteraceae. Gene Ontology annotation, biological process: proteolysis; meiotic chromosome separation. The coding region runs from base 1 to 6342 and encodes 2113 amino acids. Gene Ontology annotation, cellular component: mitotic spindle; centrosome; cytoplasm. The transcript is spliced from 27 exons. Gene Ontology annotation, molecular function: cysteine-type endopeptidase activity. The record is from RefSeq and is a predicted model, not a curated record.
AUGGCGGAUUCCGGCGCCUCCGAAGCUUCACUUCUUUCUACUCUCGAAACAUCAUCCGAUCUGUCCUCAAUCCACCGCCUCUUCUCCGCCCACCUGAAACCAUUUUCUCCGGUCCUCGUAAAACUCGAAACCCUAAAAAAACCUUCCGAAAUCAACUCCGAAACUCUAACCGCAAUCCGAUCCCUCGCGAAGAAAUUCCUAUCAUUUAUCAGCAAAUCCUUAGGUCUCCUCCCCAAACGCCUAACUCAAACCCCCCAAAUCGACUCGAUUUACGUCUCCGGUCUCUUCGAAACCUUCGAGUUAUGUUUACGCUGUUUAGAAGCCGUUUCGUCUCAGUUAGUAUGUAAACCUCAUCAUGUUCAGAUCCAUAGGUCUCGGUUAAUGAGAUGUUAUGAGAAUUGGGGGAGAUAUGAUGAUGCUGAAAAGGAAGGGGAGUCGAUUCUCGAGUUUAUUGGGAAUUUGUGUGGUGGAAAAGUGAAAGGAAGAGUUGUUCCUGAAUUUAAGGAGGAGAAAGGCGAUAAAGACGUCGCGAUGUUGGUUUUUGAAGUCGUUGUCACUAUGACGAAGUGUGUCGCGAAUAGGCAAAGUGAGAAAAAGGAGGAUUAUGAAAGAGUUGUUAAGAUGGUUGACGAUAUCCAGCCGUGGUUGAGGUUUAUUGGCGCGGAUGGAUAUGAUAAGUGGCAUAGAAUGCUUGUGUCGUAUAUGCACAAAUGUGCGUUGUUUAUGGUAGGAAAACUAGCAAAGUUUGAUGAGAAGCUGACUCACAAGUUUUGUGUUUCAAUAUUUUCAGAAUAUAAAAGAUCGUCUUUGAAUGAUCAAAUAGAAAAGUUUGCACACAAGAUAUGUAGCUCAAUUUUUUCGCAGCUGGAUGGUAAAAAUUUGUGUAGUGUAGAGAUACUAACUUUGGUGUUGGAUACUAUGGCUAACGAAUGCAAGAUUGAUAAAGAGAAGUCUAAUAAAGAUUUUCUGGAACUUGUUGACUAUUGUGCCAUGAAAUGCAGAAAUGCAACUGUAGAUUUUUGUGGUGCAGUUGCAACUCACUUUGACAAACUAGCACCUGCCUUUGUUAAGGUUAAUUUAUCGCCGGUUAAGUUGAUCUUGAGGCUCUAUGCUAUAACAUUACGUAUAAGUGAUUUGAAUUAUUAUUCAAGAGGGGGUAACCCCAGUCUACAAAAAGUUGGAAAUGACAUGUAUGGUUCCAAACAUUUGUUUGCAAUGGAGAAUCAGCUACAGAGUUUAAGAAUCUCCAUCAGUGCACAUGUUGGGAUCUAUAUUCCUUUUUACUUCACUGCAUUAAAGUUUUUGUGUGAGCCACUUUCCGUGUUGAUAAAUUCUCAGCGUAAAGAGAUACUUUGCCGAUCUGAUGACAUGCCAGCUCCUGUCAAGCUACCCAACAUUGAGAAUGUUUUUCGACAGUUCAGACGUGUUUUUGAUGAUUACCUAUGCAGUGAAUCUGAAAAGAAUAAUUUAUACGAGGACAACAGCCGAUCCGUACUUGAUGUAGCUAUUGCUGCUUUCACGCUAUCUUUUAUUACAAAGAAAAGUUUUGAGGAAAAUACGAGUAUUCUAACAGAGCUUAUUUCAGCUGAGUGGGUGCAAGCUAAUGGUCUAAAAUAUCUCUAUGCAUCUCUACACAAUGUUGGCAUAGUGUUGUACAGAACUGAUAGAUUAAAAGAGGCAACACACUCAUUUAAACUAUGCUGCCAAGCAGCAUGGAAUUGUGUAAUAGAGCUUUCUAAGACACGUGGUUCAAGUAAAGAUAAGUCUGCAAAUGAUCUCUCAGAGGAUGCCGUAACUGCUUUUGCAACAGAGACAUGUGCAAAAAGUGCAUUUCUAUUGGAUAUACUUUACCAAUGUGGCAGUGAUGAGAUCAAUAUGAUCCUAAAAGAGUUUCUUACAAGCUGGUUUGAUGCUCAAAACCGUUUUGACAAGAUUCCGGUCCCAGUAGCGUUGGUUAAACAGUGGGUGAAGAUUCAAUGUAAAGAAACUAAAGACCCUGGAGCUGGGAAUAAGGCUCCAACUCUAUAUUCUCUGAUGUCAUCUAUUUUGACAAUGCCAACUGUUGGUAUAUUGUUAGAGCAGGAGCUUCAAAUGUAUAUGGAAAUGAAGUCACUUAAUCCAGAGCUGAGUAAAGUUAUGCGAACAGCUAUCUCAAAUAUCCUUUUAGGAAAGAUCUACCGUACAAAAGAUAGUUAUUAUCAGAAGUUCAGACUUCUCAUUGCAAAUGCCAUGGAAUUACGCACAUGUGGAUUUGAAGGUCUGGAUGAAUGCGUCAAAUCUUUAUCUGAAGUAAUAUCUUCAAUGAGUGACAUGUACAAUAAAGAUGAGGAGGCCCCUGGCCGAGUUUGUGAUCUAUUAGCAGAGGCUUAUUGCUUACAUGCCUUGUGUACCCAAGAAGCAGAACCAAACUCAAAGUACAUUGUUCAAGAUAUUGGCAAAGCCCUAAAGCUAUGGCUGAGCCAAGAACAUUCUCAAUCUGCUGAAGUGACUUCUCAGAGUACUCUUUUCUUGUUGUACCAUGUUGGCGAUAUGCUAUCCCUUAAGGGCUACAUGGAAGAUCAUUCUGAGAUAUUUGAGAUGAUGUUCAGAUAUUUUACAUGGAAGAAUUUUCCUAUAAAACAGUGUUUGGCUAUGCUUUGGCAGUCGAGAAGCCUUAGUCAUGCUCUUUGCACUUCAACUGUGAGUGAUGCAUUCAUCCUGACAUUGUCACAGCACUGUAACUUGACCAAGUCCAAGUCAAUGGAGUUUUGGAUAAGCUGUAUGGAUAAAUCAAAAUCGCUUGAAGUUGGCUUUAAACAAAGUUUUUCAAUCAUAUCUACUCUUUCAUCACCUGACUCUCAUAAGCAUGAUCAAACCCUCCCACUUGUGACAAUCGAUGAAGUCAAACAUGCUGCUUCUGAUUUGAUUAAAAAUGCUCCUUCAUCUAGCAAAUCAUUGUUUCUUGCUGCACAUCUUUAUUUUGAUUUGGCUGAGAGAUUAGUUGCGAAAGGAUCAAUGGUUGAGGCUCUUUCUUACUCAAAAGAAGCUCACCGUUUGCGUACUAGACUACUUCAAGAAAACUUUGUGUACACGGUAGAGCAACAUAAUGAUGUUUUUAGUGCUAAUGGGGAGCUGAUUCAGAAACGUGGAUAUGGACUUAAGAGUUUUCACAUGCUUCCUUCAGUGGCUACGACAGUUUGGUCAUAUGUUAAGGGUUCCAGUGAUAUCAACGACUUUAUUUUAACCCCAUGGAAUGUCCUUCGCUGUUAUCUUGAAAGCAUUCUUCAGGAGGGAGCUAUUCAAGAAACUGUAGGAAAUGGACACAAGGCUGAAGCUCUUUUAUUGUGGGGGAGGAAUAUUUCUGCAUUGCAAGGCCUGCCAAUCUUUCUAGUUAGUUUUUCUUCCGCUUUAGGAAAGCUAUAUCGUAAGCAGCAACUUUGGCAUUUAGCUGAAAAGGAACUAGAAAGUGCUAAGAGUAUAUUGGCUGACUGCUGCAAUCUAAUUUCUUGCUUGAAGUGUCGAUCAAUAUUGGAUGUUACAGUUGACCAACAACUAGGUGAUCUGUUCAGAACUCGUUUUACUAGCAGUACUGGUAAUAUACACGACCGGGAUUUAUCCAAAGCUGAAACCUUAUAUAGAUCUGCUGCUGACAAGCUAAAGCUUCCCGAAUGGAAUAAUUGUGUUAGUAACCCGAAGGAAACAACUGCAAGAAAUACAAUGUUUUGUAAUGCUCUUUUUAUCGCUGAGAAUGACCUUGGCAUUUCAUCUGACUGCGGAAAUCAGGCAGCACAAAAGGAAAUUCAGCCCAAAGUAACUAGAAAGGGCAAGAACACUGCCAAGGCUUUACCUCAGCCACAAAGAGUAAGCUCUAGAAUUACCAGAUCCUCUAAGCAAAAGAGUGAACAUGCUCAAAAUAACAUGCAGAACUUUGUAGAGAGCGAGCAAGUACUUGCUUGCGAGGAUGCAAUUAUCAGAAAGGGGAUACAGAAGUCAAAAGUUGACUGUAUUGCUACUUGUGGAUGCGAAGUUCCUUGUGUUUGUGAUGAUAUCUGUUGCUGGCAUUGUCUUCCUUUUGGAGUUAUGAAAUCUUUGUCAGUGAAAAGUAUAAUACAGUUGAAAUGGGAGUGCACUCGCAGGCGUCUUUUGAUUAGAUUACUCAUUGGGACAGGAAAAUGCAUGGAGGCCCUUGGUCAAACUCAGAGAGCACAUGAAGUAUUUAUGGAGAGUAUAUCUGUUUUAGUUUGUAGGAGCACGUUUCAAAAUUGUCGCUCAGUUUCAGUCAUGCUUCUGUCAGAUUUAAUUCAGAAGAAUGUUGCUGGAGAGGUGUUUGCAGUUGAGCAUGCAUCAAUUCUUCUCAAUAUAUGUUGGUUCUUGUUAAAACACUCGCCUGGAAAAUGUACAAGUGACACGUUCAUUCCCAUACCCAUAUUAGUGUCUGGAUUAAGGCUGUCCUUCAUCUUAUGCCGUGAGGUUCCCAAACUCUUCCAAAAGGUUUCACGGCUGCUUUCCAUUUUGUAUACACUUGCUCAUUUGAAUGAGACAUUUUCUACGCUAUUGUCAUCUGGAAAUGCUCCAUCUGAAUGUCAUUGGGCAGCAUAUUUUCAUCAAGCGUCACUUGGAACUCAUCUUAAUUACCAGCUGUUUUCUCGUUUCGAGAAGCCAGGAGAUCCACAAACUAUGAAUGUUGACGGCUCUUGUCUUUCCAGCUCAGCUUCUCUCAGUUCCCAUAGGCUGGCACCCGAAUCAGUAUUGGAUCUCGAAGAUUUUGUAUUAAUGUUUUUUAAAGGUCUUCCCCGUACGACAAUUAUCUGCAUUAGCAUGCUCGGAGAUGGUUAUGCCAACUGGUUGAGAGAUUUAUUACCACAUGAUUCUCCUAUUUAUGCAUGGAUAAUGUUUUCUAGGCUGAAUUUAGAUUGUUCACCUGUUGUAGUUGUUUUGCCGGUUGACUCAAUCUUAGCAGGAAGCUCAACAGAUGAUGAAUAUUUAAGUUCUACUAUCUUAUUCGACAAACAACACUCUGACAAAUCAUGGAAUUGUCCAUGGGACCACACUAUUAUUGAUGAAGUUGCACCACUGUUCAGAAGAAUUUUAGAGGGAAACUAUUUAUCGUCAUCUGGAUCCACUAUGGAGGAUACCAAUACAAAUAGGAAGUUAUGGUGGAAUCAGAGGAGAAAGCUUGAUCAAUGGCUUAGUGAUCUUCUGAGAGACAUGGAAGAUUUGUGGUUUGGGGAUUGGAAAUACCUACUUCUGGGGGAAUUGUCAGACCAAAAGGAAGUUGAUACUGUACAAGAGAAAGUGAUGAAGGACCUUAAAUCCAAGGGUAAGUUUGAUGUACAAGAUAGCAUUCUAAGAGCUGUAAUUGGAGGUGGCGUGCAUGGCUUGUCACAGGAAGAAUGCUUAUCUGAGCUAAUUACGAAGAAAGGAUGCUACAUUGGUGGAAGAAAAAACAAUAAUGUUAUUCGUGAAGUUGGAGACGAAGAUUUUGUAGAUAGAGAACCUGUUAUAUUGGUGCCGGAUGCUGACAUUCAGAUGCUACCAUGGGAGAACAUGCCGGUCCUAAGAAACCAGGAGGUCUACCGUAUGCCAACUGUUGCCAGUAUCUCAUGCACAUAUGACAGGUGCUGCCACAUUCAGGGAGAGGUUGGCAGGGAUUCUGCAAUCUUUCCUAUGAUUGAUCCAUUGGAUGCAUACUAUUUGCUUAAUCCAGGUGGUGAUCUUAGCCACACAGAAGCUGAAUUUGGGAACUGGUUUAAGGAUCAAAAGUUGGAGGGGACAAGUGGAACCUCACCUAGUGUGGAUGAACUGAGUGUGGCUUUAAAGAGCCAUGACCUUUUCAUUUACCUUGGCCAUGGAAGUGGGGUACAAUAUAUUCCCGGAGAUGAGAUUCAAAAACUUGAGAGGUGCGCAGCUACACUUCUUAUGGGUUGCAGCAGUGGGUCGUUAUCUUUAAAUGGAUCAUACACCCCAAAAGGUGCUCCCCUGUAUUAUCUUUUUGCAGGUUCACCUGUAAUUAUUGCCAACUUAUGGGAUGUAACAGACAAAGAUAUUGAUCGGUUUGGUAAAGCCAUGCUUGAUGCAUGGAUAAAAGCAAGAUCAACGACCUCAGUGGAUUGUGCACAAUGCACUGAAAUUUCAGAAAAAUUGAAUGACAUGAACGUAGAUGGGGGUAAAAGAAAAGGGAAGAAAAAAAUAUCACAAAGUAAAUCUACUGAUGCUAUUACUUCUAGACUUAUUUGUAAACACAGACCAAAGAUGGGGGCAUUUAUGGGAGAAUCCAGAAAAGCCUGCACACUGCCAUAUUUAAUUGGAGCUGCACCUGUGUGUUAUGGCGUUCCCACCGGUAUACGAAAGAAAGAGUUGUGACAUGUUAAUUUUGUUUAUUAUAGAUGUAGGUUAUCCAAUCUGAUGUGAAGUCACAUACGUAUAUGCUUUGUACUAGAUAGCAAUCUGUGUAGUCUGUAAGAGCAAUAUUAUGCAUAGUGACACCUGUAUGAGUAUACUCUCGAAAGAAUUAAAUUAUACGCAAAAUAUAUAUAUAUAGA